Spodoptera frugiperda (fall armyworm) is the source of this 823-nucleotide messenger RNA. RefSeq lists its product as uncharacterized. The record is from RefSeq and is a predicted model, not a curated record. The transcript is spliced from 7 exons. Lineage: Eukaryota; Metazoa; Arthropoda; Insecta; Lepidoptera; Noctuidae. The coding region runs from base 47 to 727 and encodes 226 amino acids.
CUAAUUACUAUUUUUUUUAUUUUUAGAUAAAUAAAACAAGUUCAAAAUGAAAUUCUUCAUUGCCUUUGCUGUUCUCAUUGCUGGCAUCAGUGCUGUGCCGCACCAUGACGCUCAUUCAAUUGAUUUUUCUGACGAGCGUGUAGUGGCUGAAGCCAUUGAGGAAGCCAUCGAGGGAGUGAGCCAAUCCAUCAGGGACGCUGGUCUGGACCCCUUCCACAUCAAGAGGGAAGACUUCAGCUACGCACUCCCAGUACCCGAACUCUUCAAACUUGAUGCGUACAUCGAUGAAGUUCUGAGCACUGGUCUCAGCAACAUCAAGAUCAACAGACUGUACUACAGCUCACUCUUCACCCGCCUCCAAUUCGACCUUGAGAUGCCUCUUAUACACUUUUCUCUCGGCGGUGCCAAAUCUGACGUAGUUUUGUUCAACCACGAUCUUGGAGUUAGUGCGUCUGGAAGCGUCGACGUUGAGAGAAUUCGUGUUGUCGGUGAGAUCGACCUGUACAUUGGCAUCAUCACCGGUGUUACAGUCCAGAAAGUUGAUAUCUCCUUCACUCUGAAUGACAUUAAGUCUGAUGCCAACCUAGUCAUCUUCGGUGAAGACUACUCAGAUGACUUCAACAAUUACGUCGGCGGAGUUGUUCCUGACACCAUCAAGGCUCAUUACAAUGAAAUCAACGAGCUCUUCGAAAUUGUGAUCACCGAUAUUCUCAAGGAAAAUUUGUGAAGUGAUUUAAAAAACUCUAGCUUAGCUUAAUGGUAACAGAUCUAUAUUUUGCAUAGUUAUAAUAUGAUAAUGAAUAAAUAUUUUUUUGUAAGUCAA